ACAGCAUGAAAAAGCGAUGAAAAAUACAUCGAUAUCUUAUCGAUAGUUAUUAUGCAUUGAUGUGCUCAUUUGAAGUGUGGCCGAAUGGUUUCGAAUUUCGUGAGCACGCAGUUCAAACUUUUGCACUUUUCCUAAGAGAGCCAUCUUGCAGAAAAAAUUUGAACUACUGACACAAGAUUUUGAUUACGCGAUUGAAUUUAAAUUUUUAACCAUUUGUAAACAUUUGAAAUAUAAAAUAAAAUAGAAAUAAAAACAUGCUACCUUUGCUAGAUCCAUAAAUAAAAUCCAAGUAAAAGCAGAAAUGUCCACCUGCAUUUGCUUGGGCCCCAAAAGAGCGGGCAAAACGCACCUUUUAAAAGCUUUACAGGAUCCGGAAACCAUCGACGAGACCACGUUUUCCAUGCCCACCAUUGGCACUGGGAUUUACCGAAUCCAUUUUCCAACAAAAUCGCCAAAUGGGGAUAAAAAUAAGCCCCCUCCCGCAGAAGCCCCAGCUAACAUUCCUCAUGGCGGUAAAAAUCUGCCCAAAUCCAUACAGAUCCUGGAAAUUGGAGGGAGUAUGGCCCCCUUGUGGAGGCAGUAUUUCGAGGACGUCAAGAAGCUGAUUUACGUGGUGGACACCUCUAAUUUGUGUCAGAUUUCAGCCGCCGGCGUUCUUUUCUAUUCAAUCCUCACCGAGCCGCGUCUGCAGCACAAUACUAAGAUCCUGUUGGUGCUGGCCAAAAUGGAUUACUCCUACCGCCAGAUGCGAAACGAGGCUCUGCUCAUGCUGCAGAUGCAGAAGUUGCAAAAGCAGAUCUGCCAGCAGGUGACCAUCGUGGAGGCCAGCGCCGUCACCAAAGUGGGCUUGGACCCCAUCUACGAUUGGCUGCAGAGACCCUAAAUAAUAAAAUAUCAUAGAAAUGAGUGUGUUCCAGAAACCCAUUAAUGUUUGGUUUUCCAUAAUCAUGUUGUCACUUACAUCAAUGAUAGACCAGUAAAAAUAUAAAACUCUGUUCCAAUGCAUCUUUAUGUGGCUUUAAUUAAUAAAAUUAUACGUGAGCACAGCCUAA
This is a messenger RNA of Drosophila sechellia, 1052 nucleotides long. Its product is annotated as ADP-ribosylation factor-like protein 16. Gene Ontology annotation, molecular function: GTPase activity; GTP binding. The record is from RefSeq and is a predicted model, not a curated record. Bases 302 to 883 code for a protein of 193 amino acids. NCBI's taxonomy places the organism in Eukaryota, Metazoa, Arthropoda, Insecta, Diptera, Drosophilidae. The transcript has 3 exons.